Messenger RNA from Aspergillus puulaauensis, 1365 nucleotides. RefSeq lists its product as uncharacterized. Bases 1 to 1365 code for a protein of 454 amino acids. The record is from RefSeq and is a predicted model, not a curated record. Gene Ontology annotation, molecular function: transmembrane transporter activity. The transcript is spliced from 6 exons. Gene Ontology annotation, biological process: transmembrane transport. Lineage: Eukaryota; Fungi; Ascomycota; Eurotiomycetes; Eurotiales; Aspergillaceae.
AUGUCCAUGGCACUCUUUACAGAUGAGCUUCUUUUCUCAUUUAUGGUCCCCUUGCUUCCUUACAUCUUUGCGCAGCGUAUCCACGUUGAAGAAUCUCGUGUGCAAGCAUACACAUCAAUAUUCUUAUUCGAAGGCGCUUUAGUCGCCAUCAUAACCAGCCCAUUGAUUGGACAUGUUGCCGACCGCGCAAAGUCCAAGAAGGCCUUGCUCCUCGGCAUGCUAAUGCUGACACUUGCCAGCGUCUGUGGUCUUGCGCUUACAACGUCGUUGGCUGGGCUCUUUAUCGGUCGAUUCUUCCAGUGUUUCACCAGCAACGGACUCUGGAUUGUGGGGGUCGCAACGAUGGUCGAGGGUGUGGGGAGUGAGCACAUGGGCAAGAUCGCAGGGCUAACCUCAACUUUGACUGCGGCGGGGACAUGUGCAGGUCCAUUGCUAGCCGGAGUCCUCUUCGGGCUUGGAGGGUACUGGCCUGCGUGGAUUGGCCCAGCUGUGUUCCUGGUCGUGGAUAUUCUAAUGCGUGUUUUGUUGAUUGAUCGUCCCAAAGCACCACGAGAGGGUCUCCCAGAUCAAACUUCUGAUGAUGGAAUCGAAGCUACGGAGGAUUCCCGUUUGCUGGGUGGACCUCCGGUUGCAGGUCAAGUCGAAGAAGCAACAGGAUGGCGGUUCUACGCUCAUCUGUUUCGCCAGCCGCGCUUCGCCACAGGUAUCAUUUGCUACACAGCGUAUGCGCUGUACAUCGCCAGCUUCCAGGCUACCAUCCCCUUGCACUCAUCCGACACAUUCAACUGGGGCGUUUUCCCAGCCGGGCUUCUCCUCGCCGCUGUUCAAGGCCCGGGGAUGGUCCUGGCUCCGCUAAUUGGAUACUGGAAAGACCGCUGGGGACCGCGGUUCCCAACAACGAUUGCGUUCUUCUUAAUGGUACCGUUCCUUCUGCUGUCGGGCGCAGCGGGUGAUGAUCGCUUUCCUUGGUUUACUGGCGGAACCAAAGGCAAGGUCACUUAUAUUUGCGCCUUGGCCACGACGGGGUGUCUUAUGUCUUUACUGAGUGGAGUCGGGGCAAUGGAAGCGACUGAGGCUGUUGAUAAGUCAGAAGAAGAUCACCCGGGCAUCUUCGGAAUAUAUGGAGGCUACUCUCGAGCUGUCGCCAUUACGAGCAUGAGUUGGACCACGGGUCUGUUGGUUGGGCCCGUCUUAGCAGGGUUCGUGGUGGAGAGAUUUGGUUAUUUCGAACUCCAGUCUGUUCUGGCGACUAUCUCGAUCGCCUGUGGCAUAAGUGCGGCGCUUUAUCUCAGUCCCGUCGCUCCUAACUCACGGGUUGCCGAGGGGAAUGAGGAGGAUAUGCAUCACAAUCAGGACUCCAGUUAA